Rubroshorea leprosula is the source of this 1672-nucleotide messenger RNA. NCBI's taxonomy places the organism in Eukaryota, Viridiplantae, Streptophyta, Magnoliopsida, Malvales, Dipterocarpaceae. The record is from the annotation of a GenBank genome assembly.
ACACUCCAGAUUGCUUCUUCUCCCCCAUCGUCAGUCUCAGUCUGCACAAAACCUAAAACCUUGUUCCGCUCAAGAUUUCUGAACUAAGAAAUGGGGAUAAAGGGUUUGACGAAGCUUCUAGCUGACAAUGCACCCAAGGCAAUGAAGGAGCAGAAAUUCGAGAGCUAUUUCGGUCGCAAGAUCGCCAUUGAUGCCAGCAUGAGCAUCUACCAGUUCCUUAUUGUGGUGGGAAGAAGUGGAACUGAAAUGCUCACUAAUGAAGCUGGUGAAGUUACCAGUCAUCUACAAGGCAUGUUCACUCGCACUAUUCGACUACUUGAAGCUGGGAUUAAACCUGUCUAUGUGUUUGAUGGGCAGCCUCCAGAUUUGAAAAAGCAAGAGCUGGCAAAACGUUACUCAAAGAGGGUAGAUGCUACAGAGGAUUUGGCAGAAGCCAUGGAGGCAGGCAAUAAGGAAGACAUUGAAAAAUUCAGCAAGCGCACAGUCAAGGUGACAAAGCAGCACAAUGAAGACUGUAAAAAACUUUUAAGACUUAUGGGUGUCCCUGUGAUAGAUGCUCCUUCUGAAGCAGAGGCUCAAUGUGCUGCACUUUGCAAGUUGGAAAAGGUUUAUGCAGUAGCUUCUGAGGACAUGGAUUCUUUAACCUUUGGUGCUCCUAGAUUCCUUCGCCACCUGAUGGAUCCUAGUUCAAGAAAAGUCCCUGUAAUGGAGUUUGAAAUUACAAAGAUGCUUGAGGAACUGAAUCUUACUAUGGAUCAAUUUAUUGACUUAUGCAUUCUUUCUGGAUGUGAUUACUGUGACAGCAUUCGAGGCAUUGGGGGACAGACAGCACUAAAGCUAAUCCGUCAGCAUGGCAGUAUAGAGAAUAUACUGGAGAAUAUAAACAAAGAUAGGUAUCAAAUACCUGAAGAAUGGCCUUAUCAAGGGGCUCGACAACUUUUUAAGGAACCAUUAGUCCAUACUGAUGAUGAACAACUUGAUCUUAAGUGGACUGCUCCAGAUGAGGAAGGAUUAAUUGCCUUUCUGGUGAAUGAAAAUGGCUUCAAUAGUGACAGAAUAACAAAGGCGAUAGAGAAAAUCAAAGCAGCAAAAAACAAGUCAUCACAGGGCCGACUAGAGUCAUUUUUUAAGCCAGUACAGAGCACAUCCGCACCUAUUAAGCGGAAGGAAACACCACAGAACACUCGUAAAGAAACUUCUAAUAAAAAGUCAAAGGUUGUUGGUGGUAAGAAAAAGAAGUAAUCAUCAGAUGGAAUACCUGCAUUUUUUCAGGAGGCAGUAUGCCAGCCGAGAUCAUGGAUGCUUGUUUGUCAUGUUAAAGCUAGGAUUUCAUAAUUCUGGGGACAAUUUUUUAUGGUAGAUGGCUUUUUUCCUUUUUCCUUUUUUUGUUUUUUGGGAACGGCAGAUGGUAGAUUGAUGUAAUGUGAAUACCUUUACUGCAGCUAAACAAGUAGGUAAUUUACUGUGAUGUUUGAAUCGAGAUUCUUUCUUUAGGCAUAAACAAUAUUUACAUGUUUUGUGGGCUUAUAUUCCCUCAGUUCCUUUCAACAGCUACCACCCUGAAAUAGCCACGUAUGCCCUCUGUCAUGUUACCUCUCCGAAAUUUUCAAGUUCAUAUGUAAACAUGAAGGCACCCAUUCGGAGCUUUGCUGGUCUUUUCUUCAUUAUCUUG